UGGUCCAUCUGUAUCCAUCAUGUACGCAUUUGGAUAAUUUCGCCUCAGAAGUUUAUCGCUCAUAGAGUUGACCCUUAUGUUCGAACACAUCUCCUAGUUACACUCACUAACAACCCCAAAAACACAAAUUUUCCACUAAGAGAGACGUGCUAUUAUUUCGUGCAGAUUUCUUGGAACAGUGGUACAAGCCUGGCUGCAGCAAAUAAGUGAAUAUGGCGUCUGGUUGCUUAGCGCUGGCUCAAUCUUAUUAGCUGUGUUGCUUCACUGACCAACCAUCGAAGCAGCUGUUGCUAACUCUAGUUUCAGUAAUACAUUGUCUUAACUAAAUAUAUUUCUAUCAACAUGUCGGACUCCGAGGAAGAGAGUCAAGACCGACAGCUGAAAAUUGUUGUAAUCGGGGACGGAGCGUCUGGAAAGACGUCUCUGGCCACCAGGUUUGCACAGGAGGCCUUUGGGAAGCAGUACAAACAAACGAUAGGCCUGGAUUUCUUUCUGAAGAGAAUAACCUUGCCAGGCAAUCUGAAUGUCACUCUGCAGGUGUGGGACAUUGGCGGCCAGACGAUUGGAGGGAAAAUGCUGGACAAGUAUAUCUACGGUGCUCAGGGGGUGCUGCUGGUGUAUGACAUCACUAAUUACCAGAGCUUUGAGAACUUGGAGGACUGGUUCGGCAUGGUCAAGAAGGGCAGCGAGGAGGCCGAUGUGCAGCCGGUGGUGGCGCUGGUGGGCAAUAAAACUGAUCUGGAGCACAUGCGGACGGUGAAGGUGGACAAGCACCAGCGCUUCUGCCAAGAGAACGGUCUGGUCAGCCAUUUUGUGUCUGCAAAAACGGGGGAUUCUGUAUAUCUGUGUUUCCAGAGAUUGGCAGCAGAAAUUUUAGGUGUGAAGCUCAACAAGGCUGAGAUUGAACAGUCUCAGAGAGUGGUGAAGGCAGACAUUGUGAACUACAGUCAGGAGCCCAUGGCCAGGACGGUCAACCCCCCACGCAGUUCCAUGUGCACGAUACAGUGACCCCUACCUACACCCCCCAAGACCCCCAGCUCCUUCUCCUCUUCUGUCUUCUCCGUGUGGCUGAUGGAACCCCUCACACACACACACACACACACUCCUUUUCUCUUCACCUCCGUUACAGGCCAGCUACACAAAUCAACUACGGCAGCCAGGCCCUCUACCGGGCUGCUCCCACAGACUGGCUCUAAGCCACAUUCACAGACCAUAGGCACGCAGGCAUGCAGACACACACACACACACACACACACACACACACACACACACUCACACACACUCACGGGCACACACACACACACACACACACACACGCACUCACAGG
Alosa alosa (allis shad) is the source of this 1327-nucleotide messenger RNA. RefSeq names its product RAB28, member RAS oncogene family (gene rab28). Gene Ontology annotation, cellular component: endosome; Golgi apparatus. The coding region runs from base 343 to 1008 and encodes 221 amino acids. NCBI's taxonomy places the organism in Eukaryota, Metazoa, Chordata, Actinopteri, Clupeiformes, Clupeidae. The transcript has 7 exons. Gene Ontology annotation, molecular function: GTP binding; GTPase activity. The record is from RefSeq and is a predicted model, not a curated record.